Molecule: messenger RNA, 1677 nt
Organism: Suillus subalutaceus
Lineage: Eukaryota; Fungi; Basidiomycota; Agaricomycetes; Boletales; Suillaceae
Product: MFS general substrate transporter
Exons: 12
Coding region: 162-1523 (453 amino acids)
Biological process (GO): transmembrane transport
Cellular component (GO): fungal-type vacuole membrane
Molecular function (GO): transmembrane transporter activity
Source: RefSeq, a predicted model, not a curated record
UGUGGCUCUCAAGGUUUUGCAAAUAGCUCUAUGUCGCGGAGAAUACUAUGUGUACAUAACGCCGAGAGCAUGAUCUGCACACACCAGUACAAUUGCUCUUUCCCCCCAGCUGUCUAUUAAUUCUGACCAUUUUUUCUUCAUAUUGACAGGAGAACAACGCUAUGUCCGACUUGGAGAAGUUACCAACUAUAGAGUCUUUGCAGGGCAUUAACUCCGCGUCUGGAAGCCAACAUAGCUUGUCUUACGAUACGCAGAAGACAGCAGUAGCCUUCGACCAGGAAAUACCGAAUGAACAAGCCUCUCGUCAGAAACCUCAGACACUUCUUAGUGAAGCACCAGAUGGAGGAAUGAGGGCAUGGCUUGCAGUUUUUGCUGCCGCAUUGGUUACAUUCUCUACGUUUGGUUUUUCAAAUUCAUGGGGUGUCUUCCAAGCGUAUUACGAGGAAAAUCUUCUGCUUCACACUCCACCUUCAACUAUAGCAUGGAUCGGUUCUACGCAGUAUGCACUCACGUACCUUCCGUCACUUGUGACGGGGCGACUGUUUGACCUGGGAUACUUCAAAAUACCGUUCUUCGCCGCUAGCUGCGUCCUCGUCGCGUGCACUUUCCUAACCGCGGAGUGCACUCAAUUCUGGCAGCUCUUCCUGACACAGGGUAUCGGCCUAGGAAUGGGCUGCGGUUUCGUAUUUAGUCCCGCAAUCGUCAUCGUGUCACAGUGGUUCUCCAAGAGACGUGGCCUUGCUUUGUCUGCCACCACCCUUGGAGCUGCCCUCGGCAGCAUCGUGUUUCCUGUAGCGGCACAAAAUUUGAUUCCGUUAAUUGGGUUUAGAUGGACAGUUCGUGUAUUUGGACUCAUGCUGAUGGCUGCAAUGGGGACAGCCAACAUAUUUCUUAAACGGCGGCUUCCGCCCGUCAACGUUCGCGGGGGACUCUUCAAUCUCAAAGCAUUCCGCAACAAAGCAUAUUCCACCUAUUGCGUUUCAGGACUUGUGAUACUUUUAGGUCUCUAUACAGAGUUAACAUAUAUCUCUGUGAGCGCCGUAGCAAUUGGCGUCUCGAAAGAUUUUUCAUUCUAUAUAAUUGCGAUUGCCAAUGCGGCAUCUGCGUUUGGACGUGUAUCAUCUGGGCUGUUGGGAGAUAAAAUUGGCGCACUCAACACCAUGGCAAUUUUCACUGCUAUCACAGGAAUCACGACAAUCGCUUGGCCAUUUGCUAAAGAUGAGCCCCAGCUUAUCGCAAUUGCCACCAUUCACGGAUUUUCCAUCGGAGCAUAUAUAACUCUGUACUCUGCAUCUGCCGUGGCAAUGGGGAAAAUGGAAGACGCAGGGCGUCGAGUGGGAAUGUUCAUGUCCAUCAUUGGUUUAGGAGGUAUUGCAGGUCCUCCAAUAUCGGGUGCGAUUAGUACCACGACAGGAGGGUUCGCUGCUGCGGGUUAUUAUGCAGGUGGCAGCAUUAUAUUUGGUGUCGCGUUGCUACUCGUGGCGCAGUACCUUCACCUUGGACGGCUAUGGGGCAAAUUUUGAAUGAUCAUUCAGCGAAGUGGUGUUGGGUUAAUGUGCUCUUGAUCGGCACAGGAGUGGAUGCGACAUGAUUCAAGCGUGGCGCCGAGCCCCAGUCACUCUUGUUAUAGUGUUAGCUUGUACAUUCAAGCUGGGUAGAGAACCUCAAGUUUUCUUG